Messenger RNA from Polypterus senegalus (gray bichir), 1516 nucleotides. RefSeq names its product biogenesis of lysosomal organelles complex-1, subunit 4, cappuccino (gene bloc1s4). The record is from RefSeq and is a predicted model, not a curated record. The transcript is spliced from 5 exons. Gene Ontology annotation, cellular component: BLOC-1 complex. Lineage: Eukaryota; Metazoa; Chordata; Cladistia; Polypteriformes; Polypteridae. The coding region runs from base 70 to 735 and encodes 221 amino acids.
AGCUUUAAGUUCCGCGUGACAGAAAUCAGCUGACUCCAACCGAGCGGCCGUCCGCAGCUGCCUGCCAAAAUGGAUCGGCGCUUCGAAGGCGGAGGUCUGCUUCUGUCUCCGGUGGAGGAGUCGAGCGCAGAAGUCAGCAGAGACAGCGGUAACGUGUCCCAGAGCGAGAGCAGUGGAUCGGUACUCAGCGAUGUACUCAGCAGCGGUGACAUCUCUCAAAGUCCCAGCUUCAGUAUGCCCGGGCCGCCGGAGUCCACGGAGACGGAGAACUUGCUGAAGAAUACGGCGCAGAGCUACUCGGCGUACGUGAGAGCCAGUGCGGCGGAUGAGAUUCAAAAUCUAGAGAUGAGCUUGGAAGAAAUGUUGGUGAGAGUGGAUGAGUUCGUGGGAAUGCUGGACAUGAUCCGAAAUGAUACGUCUCAGGUUGUAAAUGAUAAUCUACCUCAGAUUUACAGAAAAGCUGAAGAGAUGAGAGCCGUCUACCGGAAGAUUGAUAACCUGGAUGCAUUCGUUAAAAUGGUUGGCUGUAAUGUGGCUGUAAUGGAAGAGGAAGUGACGCAGGCAGAAGCUAAUCUUGGAACACUUCCGGGCACUUUUAAAAAGUUCCUACGUGCCAUCAGUGCACCAACAUUUCUUAAUAAAACCGCCUCUCCAAGGAGACAGCAGUCACAACACAACGCGAUGCAAGUCUUCAGUACCGAUGAUUACUUCUGUCCUGAGUCAGCAGAAAAGUGAGAACUGGCCACACAGCACAAGAGCAUUUAAUACCUCAGGCGUCAAGUGCUGGGACACGCACAUUUAUUGAAAAUACAGGUUAAGAUGACACGAAUAAAACAUGGCGUACUGUUUGCAAUAUAGUGGAUCUGAUGAUAUGUCAGAAUAUCGAGGGUUCUACUCCUACUGUUCACAGUUCCAUUAGGGAAGCAUUUUGUAUGUUUAAGGAAAGCUGAUGCGCUGUUAACGGAUUUCUUAUUUCUUUAUGAAACGUCUUCCUGUUAAAAGCAUUUAAGCCAAGCAAAAAGAACUACAAAAGCCUUACGUAACAAUAACACCUACCGGACUAGUUAUUGUAGAACCAGUGCCUUGAACACUUUGUAAAUGAUUCCUCUGUAUAUUGAGGUGCAUGACAUUAGCGGUUUUUUUAUUUUUUUCUGUUCCAAUCGAGUUUCUAUUUAAGAUGAACAACUGUCAAAACUAAUUUGAAUGUUUUAUCGCUUGCAGUAGCCUAACUCUUUCUUUAACGGUUGGAGUUCCCCUUUCUUUACAAAUCAAAUGCGAUCGGAUUUCAGUUUCUCUUUGCCGCGCGAGGCUCCGCUUUUGUCUCGACGCUUGUUUCGGCGCUGCAGGAUGAAAGGAUCUUAUUUUCUUUUUAUUCAACUGUUGUAAUUGUGUUGCUAAUUUGAAGAGCUGAGGAACAGCCAGCAGAAUCCACCCGUCCUUCAGUGUGUAACAUGACAUGCACUUUACACUCGUCGUUUUCUAAUGGGUAAUAAAAUAUCUGUGUAUUACAAAGAGA